AUGAGGGAAUCAAGGUCUGGCGUGACCCAACUGCUCGAAAAGAGUGCACUGGUAAGGCUUGCAUUUGAGGACCUGCCCGUUGGCGACUUCAUUUUGUCCGACGAUGUGUGUGUAGAGCGAAAACAGGCAACAGACUUCGUUAUUAGCAUCAUGGACAAGCGAUUGUUCGGUCAAGUGGCACAAAUGAAGGCCAAUUACAGCCGCCCGGUUGUCAUCCUUGAAGGGGAUGUCUUUGCUACCCGCUCUGCGAUCGCGCCAGAGGCGCUCAGGGGUGCUAUUUCCUGGCUUUCGGUGAUCGAGGGUGUUGGAACUGUCUACACCAGGUCAGCGGCUGAAACUGCCAGUUUUCUGGAAGUGAUGUGCCGGCACGCUCAACAGGGCCUUGGGUAUGAAAUCGCUCUGCGUGGCGCUAGGCCGAAGGACUUCAAGGUUCUGUCCCAGUAUGCAGUAGAAGGCCUCCCCGCUUGCGGUCCCAAUACGGCCAAGAAGCUUCUGGAACAUUUUGGUACCGCGAGGUCCGUCUUCAUGGCCUCUGUUGAGGAAUUGAAGGCUGUGAAGGGUGUCGGCACAAAGAUGGCCGAAGGCAUAAAGCAGAUCCUCGACUUUCCCUACCGAUAG
Molecule: messenger RNA, 618 nt
Organism: Ostertagia ostertagi
Lineage: Eukaryota; Metazoa; Nematoda; Chromadorea; Rhabditida; Trichostrongylidae
Source: the annotation of a GenBank genome assembly